AUGGAGUCCGCUUCUACUCCCUCCACCGCAUCUGCGGCGGCUGCGGCGACGGCCGCCGACCCCCCCGCCUCCGAUGCGGUUAAUGGUUGUAGUGGAUUAGGCGACGGCGAAGACGGCGCUUGCGAACAAGGGAAGCUGUUCGUGGGCGGGAUACCGUGGGACGCGACGGAGGAGGCUUUGGGGGAUUACUUCGGGAAGUAUGGCCAGGUGGUGGAAGUCAUAAUAAUGAAGGACAGGGUUACUGGAAAUCCCCGAGGAUUUGGGUUCGUCUCCUUCGUCGAUCCGUCAUCCGCUGACAUGGCCAUCCAGGACACCUCCGUCAAGCAUUCCAUCCUCGGCAGGCUGGUGAGUUCUUCCCUCCGCCCGCCAUCUAUGCGAGUUUACAGCGGUAGGCCGUGCGGUUGAUCUCCAAAGGCGGUGCUUUUCUUCUUUCGUUGUUGUUGGGGGGUUUGUGGAUCUGAUAACGUCAUACUCUGAAUAACCCUAAUGCGCAGGGGCGCCGGAGGGCUGGGGAGGGAGGGGGGGCUCUUCAAUUCUCUUCCCCUCCUCCUGUUACUUAAUUUUUCGUGUGGGAAGGUUGGGAGUGGUGAAUUGCUCCGGGCUCAUUCGAUAAUAGGAAGAGCCUUUACUUGUUUCAGUCGCCCAAUUACGAGGAAGAAUCCGGUUGUUCUUAUCUGUUGAUGUGUUUUUCUUUAUGACAGAAGAGUAAACUAAUUCUCGUUCCAGCAUCGUUGUUUUCCCUCUCUCUCUCUCUCUCGUAAGCUUGCACAGAGCAAUUAAUCACGCGUAUCACAAAUUUUCUCGGGCGGGUUCGUUUUCUUGUAAGGUUCUUCACCACCAGCAAGUUGUAGAAACUCCCUGUAAUUACCUUGUAGAUUGUGGAGCCCGUGAAAUCCUGUGCACAUUCCCUGGGUUUUGCGCGUUGCUAGAAAUGAAGACCCCAUGUAGACGCUGAUUAUGAUGUUCUUGUUCCUCCUCUUGAUUCAUCCCCUUCCAGGUAGACGUGAAGAGGGCGAAGCCCAGAGGCAGCCAGCAGCAGAGCCGACAACACCAGUACGGCGACGACCUCCAGCCUGAGAACAGCGGCUCAAGCCACAGCACCAAUGCCACCGACGGCGUCCAGUUUAGCACGAAGAAGAUCUUCGUUGGCGGCCUAUCAGCAAACCUCACGAAAGAAGAUUUCAAGAGCUACUUUGAGAGAUUCGGCACGAUAACUGACGUGGUUGUCAUGAACGACAACGUAACCCAUCGCCCGAGAGGGUUCGGAUUCGUCACCUUCGACUCAGAAGAAUCUGUGGAGAACGCAGUGCAGCAAACCUUCCAGACGCUGAGUGGAAAGACCGUGGAGGUCAAGAGGGCGGUGCCCAAGGAGGGCGGUGGUGGCAGCAGUGGCAAGAACCACCCUAACAAGAACAGGAGCAAUGGCGGUGGCUAUGGGUCGAUGGUCGGCAAUGAGCGAGGCCCCUAUUAUCAUAGCUACCCUGUGGGGAUGUAUCCUUCGGCCGGCCCUCGAAUUGGGCUUUUUCCCGGCAAUGGCGCAGCCCUUUACCCUCCCUACAACUAUGGCCCUGGACCUUAUGGCCCUGGAUAUUUCUAUGGCGGAUAUGGGUUCAGCUAUGGCCCACCUUACGCAGGUCCGAGGAGCCCCUGGGACGGCCCUGGGUUCAUGGCCGACAGAAGAAGUCCAGCGCCAGCACCUGGUCCCCCUGGUCAUUAUCCCUACCAUCUCAACGGCGAUGUGAGCCCUUUGUUUGACAUGAGAACGGGCGGUGGCAGCUCGGUGCCGGUGGCUGGCGGAGAACUGAACCAGAGUGACAUCGAUUCACAAGUACAGUAUGUUUCGUCGCAACUGGGGGCUUCAACUUUGGAUGAUCGGCAGGCGUCAGAUUGUUGA
This is a messenger RNA of Spirodela intermedia, 1894 nucleotides long. Lineage: Eukaryota; Viridiplantae; Streptophyta; Magnoliopsida; Alismatales; Araceae. The record is from the annotation of a GenBank genome assembly.